CUUGCUAGGCACUUGCCAGGGAAGCAACAUCGCCGCAUCGAGUGGUCAUCGUGCCGCAACCUUAAUACCCGCAUUUACCCACGCCGGAACCGUGACCCGGUCAGACCAGCCCGUGACCUUCAGUUGCUACUACUAAAACCACAACGUGGCGACACCCUCUCGAGGAUGCAUCCACCCUAAAGUGCGGUAUAGCCCGACAUCCUACCUCCUAGAUCGAAACUUACCAUACUAUAGUUUCAGCUCUGGUGCCAUGACUCACAUGACUCCGCGCCGCCGCAAUGUCGCGCUCUUCCUCGAGCUCGUCGUGGCCCUACUCCUGUGGUCCAGGGAAUCAGAAUGGCUCCUCGUUCUGCCACGUUGGUCGUCGGACAUCGCACAAAGCGGUCAUCCCGAUAUCCAGAAUCGCACCUUAGGUUUCCAGCACAUCUUCGCCAUCAACCUCCCGCCGCGUACGGAUCGGCGGGAUGCCAUGACGAUAGCCGCCUCACUGAGCAACCUGAAUGUCACUUGGAUUGAUGGCAUAGCGGGGAAUGACGUUCUGGAUGAGGUGUUGCCCGGGAAUUCCGAGAGUCGACAGAGCGGGUUUACGGUAGGGAACAAAGGCUCAUGGAGGGCUCAUAUGAACGUUCUGCAACGCAUCGUCCACGAAAACAUCACCAGCGCUCUUAUUCUCGAGGACGACGCGGACUGGGACGUACGGCUCAAAAGACAACUGCAAGUCUUCGCCCGCGCAGCGCGUGCGUUCACGCAGCCUACAAGUAGACACGGCCAAACCCUCGCGCGCGAGCGGGAGCGGCACCACAACACCGCACGUCCGGAAGUCCACAUCAACCAGUUGCCACGGCGCAUCACCCACCACCAUCACCAAGCCGGUCCCUCCCCGUACGGAACAGACUGGGACGUCCUCUGGCUGGGCCACUGCGGCACUGAAUUUCCUUCCACCAUCAGCAGAAGCAACAAUAGCAAAACACCGCCCAACAAUCAAUUAUCCCCACCAUCUCUGCUGCGAGUGACCAUCCCCAACGACAAGACCGUCCCCUCCCCGCACCACCUCAAGCCGCACCCGUUCGCUCUGCCGGACGCCCUAGCCUCGCAGUACCCACCCCACACGCGGGUGGUGCACGCGUCGCACGGCACCGUCUGCACCCAGGCCUACGCGGUCAGCCAGCAGGGCGCGCGGAGGCUGCUGUGGCGGUUUGGGCUGCAGACGGUGAUGGCCGGGUGGGAUCUGAUGCUACGGGACUGGUGCGAUGGGUUACUAUAUUCGACGACGACGACGACGAUGACAGGGGAUGCUACGGGUGCCGGUGUCGACGAGGAGGAGGAGGAAGAGAAGGAGAAUGAGUGGAGGAGGAGGAAGGGGAGGGGGAGAGGGCCGGUCUGUGUGACGGUGCAGCCGCCGCUGUUUAGUCACCAUUAUGGGCCGGGGGCGGCGUCGGAUAUUAUGGCGCCUGGAGGCGGGUUUGUGAAUCGGGAGAGGGAGAUGACGCCUUAUGUCAGAGUUAGUGUGAGGUUGAAUAUGGAGAGGUUGGUGGACGGGCGGGAAGGGGUGGAGCAGUGGGAUGACGGGGGUUGA
Messenger RNA from Chaetomium strumarium, 1576 nucleotides. RefSeq names its product glycosyltransferase family 25 protein. The transcript has 3 exons. Bases 251 to 1576 code for a protein of 441 amino acids. The record is from RefSeq and is a predicted model, not a curated record. NCBI's taxonomy places the organism in Eukaryota, Fungi, Ascomycota, Sordariomycetes, Sordariales, Chaetomiaceae.